Molecule: messenger RNA, 2787 nt
Organism: Ziziphus jujuba (common jujube)
Lineage: Eukaryota; Viridiplantae; Streptophyta; Magnoliopsida; Rosales; Rhamnaceae
Exons: 1
Coding region: 357-2477 (706 amino acids)
Source: RefSeq, a predicted model, not a curated record
UAAGGAAUCGAUUCAACUAGAUGCAUGCAAUAUCUUUUAUAAAAUACUAGAAAAUACCAGAGUUGGGACACGAUGCGUAAUAAUAAGGUAAAAGAUAAAAAGAGACACAUACAGAUAAGAACCGCCAUUAUUUGGUUGACCAACCAACGUGAUCCUGAUCCAAAAAUAAAAUAUAAAAAAAUAAUGAUCUUACACCUACAGAAAGUACAGGUGACGGCAUAAGCAGUUCCACGUGUAAAUUCCACUUCACUUUUCUGCCACGUCAUAACUUAUGCUUGCUGGGUUUUAUUUCAUUCAAACUCAGCUUCUGCUACAAAGAUCAAUUCAGUGAGAUAGUCUCACGGAGUUAAAAGACCAUGAAACCCAUCUUCUUUGUUUCUUUUCUUCUCUAUUUUCUUGUUUCUUUAUCCCGUGCUACACCCGACCACCAUGAAGACACCGGCAACGGUGGCAGCAGUAUCGUUUUCACCUCACUUGGAAGAUUAGACUACCAAUUCGACAUCUUCAGCCUACCCAUUUCGAAAUUACCAGCAUCUAAACCCCGUGAAACCAAAAUCACGGAUGGCCAAUCGGUGAAUUUCAACGGCCACUUUCCCUCUUCAUCGUCUUCGUCAUCCUCUCAAACUCUUAUUCAAAUUGCGGGACCACCUGAACCACAGCCUCUGCGGCUGGUCUACGUGACAGAGAGAAAUGGGUUUUCUAACAUAUACUACGAUGAGGUUUAUUAUUAUGAUGAUCAUGAUCUUGAAGUUUCGGAUCGAGUUCAGUUCCCUUUAUUGGAAUUGGGAGAGAAAGAGCAGCGGAUUUCCAUGAAAGACAGGCCCAGCUUGGUCGGAGAUUACUUGGUCUACGUCUCGACUCAUGAGGACUCGGGCGAGCCCAGAACGAGUAGUGCCGCUGUAUACUCGACCGAGUUGAAAUCGGGCGUGACUCGGAGAUUGACGCCGUACGGAGUGGCUGAUUACAGCCCUUCGGUUUCUCCUUCUGGGAAUUGGACCGCGGUGGCUUCGUACGGUGGAAAAGGAUGGCACGGUGAGAUUGAGGAACUCAGUACGGAUAUCUACGUUUUCUUGACUCGGGAUGGGACUCGGCGAGUCAAGGUUGUUCAACACGGUGGGUGGCCGUGUUGGGUGGACGAGUCGACUCUGUAUUUUCACCGCAGAGGUGAAGAUAUGUGGUGGAGUAUAUACAGAGCGAUUUUGCCGGAAACGGGUUCGCUUUCUACCAGGUCGGUCAUGAUUGAGCGGGUCACUCCACCGGGUCUCCACGUCUUCACUCCGGCGACAUCGCCUGGGAACAAGAACUUCAUCGCCGUAGCGACGAGAAGACCCACUUCUCAGUUUCGCCACAUAGAGCUCUUCGACCUUCGGCGCAACGAGUUCAAGGAGCUGACCCAUCUCGUCUCGCCGAAAACUCACCAUUUCAACCCAUUCAUCUCGCCGGAUUCAUCCCGGGUCGGGUACCACAAAUGCAGAGGAAAAGAAGAUGGAAUUGAAAGCUCCACUAUCCUAUUCCUUCAGAACCUCCCAAGUCCAAUCCAAGACGUGUCUCUCUUCGCAUUUGAUGGUCGGUUUCCUAGUUUCUCACCUGCAGGUGAUCGUAUUGCUUACGCGAAAUUCCCAGGUCUUUUCGUUGUUGAUCUUGACGGUCAGAACUUGCGCAAGGUGUACGAUGGAAAUGCGUUCUGCACAGCAUGGGACCCAAUACGUAAAGGUGUCAUCUACACCAGCGCAGGACCCAAUUUUGGCUCAGUUGAUACGGAGGUUGAUAUCGUAUCCAUCAACGUUGACGAUGUUGACCAUCCAACUAUCAACAAGUUGACCACCAACGAUCAAAACAAUGCUUUCCCUUCACCUUCACCCGAUGGUAAAUGGAUCGUCUUCAGAUCGGGUCGAACCGGGUAUAAAAACUUGUACAUCAUGGACGCUGAGAAGGGAGAGAGGAGUGUGCUCCAUAGGCUAACCGAUGGUCCAUGGUCAGACACUAUGCCUAAUUGGUCACCAGACGGUGAGUGGAUAGUUUUUGCUUCGGAUCGGCAUGACCCGGGUAAUGGGAGCUUUGAAUUGUACUUGAUCCACCCGAAUGGAACUGGGUUUAGAAAAUUGGUACAAAGCGGGUCACGUGGGAUAACCGCCCACCCGUGGUUCAGCCCGGAUGGGAAAAGAAUAGUAUUUACAUCAGAUUAUGGGGCAAUAUCAGCUGAACCAAUCUCAAAUCCACUUCAAUAUCAGCCUUACGGUGAGAUCUUCACGAUUAAUUUGGACGGCUCUGAUAUAAGAAGAAUGACGCAUAACUUUUACGAGGAUGGGACCCCUGUUUGGGUUGGGAAACACAUCAAGGCCGUUGAUGUGGUAUGGCCCGAGGAUAUGCCUGCAUGCGAUUUUGAGGAUUUGGACUGGCUCAAUAAGAUGCCAAGCCAGGGGUUUGAGGCUAAAGCCAUGAUGAUUAAGAUGAUUAAAUGUGGUGGGUCGCUGUAGUCGUUCAUUUUUUUUUUUUUUGUUUACUUUUUUUUAACACUUCUUAGUUAUUAUAUUUCAAGUGAGUAUAUUUAUUUUUAUUGGCCAUGAAAGUAUAAAAAUAUUUAAAAAUUCCAUGUUUAAUUUUUGGGACUGUGAAAGAAUUAGUGUACAAUAAUCUUAUUUGUUUGGGUCUGAAGUGUACAAUAAUUUUUAAAUACAACAUACGUAGAUGUGUUUAUAUGUAUGAGUAAUAAUAUGUUGGCUUAAAUAAUUAUUGCAAUGUAAAUUCCAAUCAAUGCAAAAUAAAAAAUACUUUAUUUUAUUUUUA